CAUGGUGAGUAAGGAGCCCAGCAAAUGCUUACUCACCGCCUCGGAAAGCGAAGUUGAGCCAGCGGCUUCGCUCGCUCUGGAGAUGAAAUACGCCCUGGAUCCCAACCGGCAGAUCAAGAAACGCAACAAAGCCCUCCAGGUGAGAUUUAAAGAUAUCUGCGAGGCCCAGAACGAGCAGAGGGACAAGCAGCUCUCCACCACGCAGGACCCCGACAAGAAGGACACCAAGGCCAUCUCCUACAAGACAGCGUAUCGCAAGUACAUGACCGUGCCCGCCCGGAGGUCCAUACCCAACGUCACCAAGAGCACAGGAGUCCAGACUUCGCCCGACCUGAAAAAGUGUUACCAGACUUUUCCUCUGGACCGGAAAAAAGGGAAUAUACUUAAAAGCGCCUCGACUGUCGACACCUUCAAGGGUGAAAACAACGGGUUUCUGAUCGAGGUGAAGGACAAAGAGGGCAGGGGCUCAGGGGAGGCCGUUCAGUGGAGCAGGAAGGCGGGCAGCCUGCAGACGGCGGAGUUCAUCUCCCACAUCCACGAGCGCGGCAACGUGGGGUCCGGGGACGACGGGGCCUGGACGAGCGGCGAUUUGCACAGUUCUCCCCAAGAACCUCCUCCUCUCCCAAACUCGGCCGAGUCGGCUUCGGAGGAGCCUACCACCGGCCGGCCACCCAGCCGAGGGAGACAAGCCUCGGGACGGCCGGGGAGCGAGGAGGUCACCCAGCCCCUCCACGGGAGGGUCUUCAAGACUGAAGUGGCCACCGUUUAUUUACCGGGGGCCAGCUCAACCACCUCGCAGUCCGACCUGUCCAACCUCGCGGCCGAGGCCGACUGGUCGCCCUGCCCGACAGGGGAGGAGGAGAGAAAGAGGACGGUGCACCUGAACGGCGUGCAGCCCCCGGCGGGAGAUGCUCGGGCCUGCCUGUCGCGGGCGCAGUGCCGGGCCACCGAAUGUAACGAGCAGGCCCUUCAGAUCAAGGUCUCGCCCAUGGAGGAGAACCCGCCGUGCCAGACGGCCGUGGCGGUGAGCGGGGAAUGCCAACAAAUCGUGCCUCACACGGAAGUUGUGGACUUGAAAGCGCAGCUUCAGAUGAUGGAAAGUUUGAUCAGCUCCAGUCAGGAAACCAUAAAGGUCUUGUUGGGUGUUAUACAGGAGCUAGAGAAAGGAGAAGCUCACAGAGAAGGGCUCUCAUAUCGGACUGGUCAAGACACAGCUAAUUGCGACACGUGCAGGAACAGCGCCUGUAUUAUCUAUAGCGUGGAAUUGGAUUUUAAACAGCAAGAAGACAAACUACAGCCAGUUUUGAGAAAACUUCAUCCUAUCGAGGAAACUCAGGUUGCACCUUUGCCUUAUUCUCAGGAGAGCUACUCCUCCACUCCCAAGCAAAAAUCCAAAACUGAAUCAAAAAAGCAUGGAAGAUGGAAACUCUGGUUCCUUUAACCCAAGUCCAUUUCGUGUGGAGUUCAAGGCCUUCUUUGAAAUAAAUAUUUGGAGUUCUACCAGUCACCUCUGACGGGAUCUUGGUAGACUGGUCAGUGUUACCGGCAGCGUUCAGUUCUCACCGUAUGUACCAAAAAGGCCUUUGUACCUACAGACUCGUGUCCAGAAGCGAGGGGUUGGGGGACACCUUCCCAACUUCUCUUUGCAGUUCACCAAUGUGGGAUGUAAAACCUGAAUUGAAAUUUGUACAAAGCUGGAAAGUAAAACUAUUUCUCCCCCCCGCCCUCCUCCCCUUAGAUCCGAAAGCGUCACGGUGUAACCUGUCCAAUGGUAGGCUGUCAUCCUGUACACGGCUAAAUAUCACUAUUGUUUUAAAGCCUUUUGGGGGUUUGGUUUCUUGUCUCUAACCAACGAGGGGAAAAAAAACCAAAAGCAAGCAAGCGAGCCUUAUGUUUGCAAUGGUCUUCAGUUUUACAGAUCCACGUUGAGCGGGGAGUGCAGUUUUCAGCACAUAGAUCCUGGACAAAGCACAAUUUUUCAUGUGGUCCAAGACCAAGAAUAAUCUCUAAGACGUGACUAUAUCUGUAUAUUUGCCUUCAUGCGAUGUAGACUUCACCCAGGCUAUCCCAUUUCGGCAGCGCACCGUCAUGUCUAAUUAAGCCAUGUCCUCAUCACCAGGAGAACAAGUUUCCCUGCUCAGCUCCGAGGGGUGAGCGGCGAGAGACCCCCCCCAAAAUCAGGACAAACCUUUAACCCCACCAAGGGUCAAGGCUAUGGGACAAUCAUCUGUCCUGCAGCUCACUUUUCAUCUUUUGGUACCCAAAAGCUCUAAAUGACAUGUUCUGGCACAGAAAAAAAAAAACAAACCAACCCCACAAACAGAACAAUCAAAAGCUCUACGGAUCGUUGGCAUUUGCCACAAUUUAAUAUCUUUUUGUGAGGCAGCCUUUGGAAAUUCUCUGUGCUAUUGCAGAAGGCACCAGAAAAUUUAUAGUGUGUGUUAUGCUUGGAAACCCCUUUGGAAGGAGCAGUAAUUUUAAAUGCUAUUUAUUUACUAAGCUUCUCGGAUGGGUUUCCCAACACAUUAUAAUUUACAUCUCAAUCUAUUAAUUGUACCUGCUGAGCAACACACUUAGGGAAGAGAUGCGAAUUAACCCCCAAUCCCCCCUUAUUUUAUUUUUUUUAACAUGACACUUAAAAUUUUGCUCUGAAUUAUAAACUCCUACUUUUUCCUUUAAGUUCUUCCACUGCCAUUAAAUUUGCAUCUAAAAUGACCAUUUGUGGAAAGUCUCCUGUGCUGGAAGUAGUCAGGGAGUGGGAAGCUUUGUGGGUUUUUUAUUUUUAAAGAUUUAAGGUAAUUUAAGUUCAUACAGCCUCACGUGACAAACUGUUUUACAAAGAAUUGGUCUUGAAAUUGCAUCCCCUGCAGCAGCCGUAGGAUACAAAUUCUUAAGUCUUUAGGUGGAAGAAACGUAGACCUGAAGUGUUUUCAUUUACACUGUUUUUCCUCUUAGCUCAGCAUCACACCCAUUACCACAAGAAAACUUGAGGAAAACAACUUAUUUCCCUCCCCUCCCCCAAAGCAAAGAGCAAGAAAAGGAAGUUAAAAUGGCAACAGAAGCGCAGAAGAUGUCUGUGUCCACCCCAGAAUGAACUGUGGAGUCAUUUAAUGAAAACAAGUCACCUUUGCAGUAAAACUUCAAGAGGGCUCCGAGUUCUCGUGCACAAGGAAAGAAAAUCCUGAAAUAGUUGUGUGAAAGCUGAAGGAUUAGAAAAGGGGAAUCCUGAGGUGCCAGGAAGGAAGUGCAAUUGUUUCACGUGGAAGAAAAAAGUGUGUUAUGUAUUUUAUACUGUUUUUAAUAGAAAAUCUAAAACUGUUUAUGAGACAGCCCUCCCUACAUGUUUUAGAAACCCAAGCAUUUCCCAACAAGAAUUAUCAUUUUUUUUCCUAAACAGAAAGAAAUAUCAAAUACGGACAUAAAAAAAAAUACAACAGGAUUCAGUAUUAUUUUAAAA
Messenger RNA from Calidris pugnax (ruff), 3457 nucleotides. RefSeq names its product family with sequence similarity 196 member A (gene INSYN2A). Gene Ontology annotation, cellular component: postsynaptic density. The transcript has 3 exons. The coding region runs from base 2 to 1441 and encodes 479 amino acids. NCBI's taxonomy places the organism in Eukaryota, Metazoa, Chordata, Aves, Charadriiformes, Scolopacidae. The record is from RefSeq and is a predicted model, not a curated record. Gene Ontology annotation, biological process: inhibitory postsynaptic potential.